UUUUUCUCACCGCACACAUCGUCACCGCCGUCGGUUCCAACCACACUGUCUGCCAGCCAUCGUCGAAUCUUUACAGUUUUCCAUUCGUUUAACCCUUAGCCUUUUCCCGACAACAGUUUCACAAGCGUUUUUUUAUGUAGUAACAUUUCGUUUUGUAUUGGUUUUUACGUUGCGCGAUUCUCGUCUUUGUCUCAUCCACCGUAAAGACUUCAAACGCCUAAACGAUCCACUCCUCUACCUCCUGCUCAUCCCCGCCGUGUACGUGCGCAGCGUGGUGUCACGCCGGUACCCCUAUAUCGUAGACAUUCUAACGGUGUCUAGCAAAACCGAACCGCCAGCGCCAUGGCCGAAGUCGACGACGCCGUCAUCGACGUUGUAGCGUCCGAGGUGAUCAAUGGUUGCACCAUCACCGGCGACAGCGACUAUUCGGACAAGGCCGUGGACCCGACGUCCGUGGAGAUGCGCGUCAAGCGCAAGGCCAAGCGGCUGGCCAAGUCUCUGUCCCGGGACAGCGGCAUCGUCAACGGGCACGGCGGCACGGCCACCGUGGUGCAGCUCAAGCGGCGCUGGAAGAACAACAGGAAGUCCAGGAACGGUUUCACCAAGAGGGGAGAAAUCAAAAAGGGUGGUGCUGGUGGCAAAGGUGUUUGGGGAAAGUUAGGUGAAGAGAGUGAUAUGGAUGCUGCUAUUGAUAUGAAGGAUCCUAAUUACGAUAGUGAUUUGUUGGAUGAUGACAAUAUUGUUCUGCGAGAAAUCACCCCAGAAUCAUCCGAUGAAGAACUCAAGAAUUCCAUUACCUUUAAUAUUCUUGAGUAUUAUGAACAUGGUGAUACUGAUGAAGCGGCAAUGACACUAAGCGAUCUAAACAUAGUUAGCAAAUGGCAUUUGAUAACUCAAGUUGCUGUUGAAGUAGCUCUCGAGCACAAACCAUCUCAGAGAGAGAUGACAUCUGUAUUGUUAUCAGAUUUAUAUGGGCGUUUAAUUAAGCAAAAGGAAAUAGCCCAAGGAUUUGAUGUUAUAUUGGCUAAUCUUCCUGAUCUCAUUCUUGAUACUCCCGACGCUCCUAUUGUUGUUGGUUGUUUCUUAGCCAGAACCAUUGCAGAUGACUGUCUCCCACCAAAGAUUAUAGACUUCUUCAAAGAGAAAAACUACAGUGAUUUAGCAAAUCAAGCAUUAAUCAAGGCCCACAACUUGUUGAAUAUAAAGCAUGGACUGACUAGACUUGAUAAUGUUUGGGGUGUUGGUGGUAGCCUGAGGCCAGUGCAGUAUCUUGUAAGACAAAUGAACAUGCUUUUGGAUGAAUAUUUGUGUUCUGGUGAUUUGCAAGAGGCCAUCAGAUGUAUUUUAGAAUUGGAAGUACCACAUUUCCAUCAUGAACUUGUUUAUGAGGCUGUUGUUGAUGUUAUUGAAGCUAUGAAUACUCAUACCGAAAUUUCUAUGUGCAAAUUACUUAAAGCAUUGUAUGAUGCUAUUAUUAUAACUCCUGAAAUGAUGAACAAAGGUUUUGAUAGAGUGUUUGAUGUUCUUGAUGAUAUUUCUAUUGAUGUUCCAUUAGCAUCUGCUGUCCUUGAACGUUUUUUGGAUAAGUGCAUCAAUGCUGGAUUUUUACAAAGGGAUGUGUUGCAUAAAAUACCAACAAGAGCAUCUCGUAAGCGAUACGUAUCUGAAGGUGAUGGUGGUCGCCUCAAAGAAGCAUAAAAACUAUGAUAAAAGAACUAUUAACAAAACCUAUACUCCUCUUCUCCUCUACCUCUAGAGUACAGUAUUUUUUUUUCUCAACUUGUUGUUGAUUUUUUUUUUGUCAUUGUCAUUAUUUAAUAAGAAGUUAAUUAUAAAAUAUUAUUAUUUCAUUACAAUUAAAAUUGACCUUAAAACUUAACACUAAUUUAUAUAUGCCAAUGCUAUUUUUAGUAAUGUAAGUAAAGAUGUGUUAGAUAUGUUAACAAUUUUAUCGCUUAGCUGUGUUAUUAUUAUUAUUAUGCCAGCUAAGUUGUUGCUUAUCAAUAAAAGUAAAUAAUAUAAUAUUAAUAAUUUAAAUUAAUUUGUCAUGAGUUUAGGAUUGAAUAUCAGCAAUAUUAGUUUUCACAAUAAUGAGAGUAAUAUGAAUUAAUUAUUUAUUAUAAUAUUAUAUUCAUGUUUGACUUAUUAGUAAAUACUGUACUCAUUAGUAUCAUAUGGUCGAAUGAAUUAGGGAGUUCUUAUAAAUUUUAGGGUAACGUUUAAAAAAAAAAAAACCACUGCUUGAUUAUUACAUAUUUUAUUUUUUUUAUUGUAUAAUUCAUUGGCUUAUUUUGAGAUAGUUUAUACAAAUUAUUUUUUUCACUACUUUUUCAUGUAAAUUUUUUUGACAUUCUAAAUUUACUAUUUAUGUAUUUUGUUAAAAUGAGUGUAUUUUCCAAAUUAGAAGAACCAUUUUCUAAAAUAUUUGUAAUGAAAUAUUGUAUUCUGUUUAGUACAAAAUUAUAUAAUAUAGAUAUUAUAUAUCAUUCUUAA
Molecule: messenger RNA, 2493 nt
Organism: Metopolophium dirhodum (rose-grain aphid)
Lineage: Eukaryota; Metazoa; Arthropoda; Insecta; Hemiptera; Aphididae
Gene: Pdcd4
Product: programmed cell death protein 4
Exons: 8
Coding region: 343-1698 (451 amino acids)
Biological process (GO): negative regulation of DNA-templated transcription
Cellular component (GO): nucleus; cytosol
Source: RefSeq, a predicted model, not a curated record